CUCCGGGGCGAGGGGUGUGGUUACGGGUUACUCAGCACGCAUCAGGUAUCCAUCCUCACUAUAUAUAAUGCCGUGGACUGAGAGGAGAGCAGCAAGACAAGGACACCACCGAGGUGAAAGCAUCAAGAAACAACUCUGACAAUGGCCAACAUGCUCAGGUCGUGGAUGAGACUCGCAGCGCUGGUCGUGUGCCUGCUGGUGUGUUUGAGCGCUUUCGCGGACGCCUAUCCACCCAAACCGGAGAACCCCGGGAGCAACGCCUCUCCGGAGGAGUGGGCCAAAUACCACGCAGCUGUCAGGCAUUAUGUCAACCUCAUCACCAGACAGAGGUACGGGAAGAGAUCAACUCCCGAGCAGGCGGUUGCGUGGCUGCUUUUUGGCGGAGAUUCAAGCCAAGAUACUGAACCGCGCUCGGACUACGUUGACCAGUGGUAAAUGAGCCUAAUGUCAACCCUUCGUCCUCUCCCGUCCUCAAUCCCCAGAUGCUUCAAUUCACCAACAAUCAGUCAACAAAAUGACAACCUGCACUGGAUUUGUGACUCUGUAUAUUUAAUUAUUCAAUGUGCAUGAAAAAAAUCUCUGUCUCUCUGUCUGUCGUUCUGUCCUACUCCUUCUUCUCUCUGUUUAUUGUUUUUGUCUGCCUGUCUCAGUGGAUUUGUUCUUUAGCCAAAAAUGUAAAUAAUUUGUAUCAGAAUCAAUCACUUAUGAAUAAAGAUCUGAGUGGAAUAAUAAUAAUUACA
Mugil cephalus (flathead mullet) is the source of this 740-nucleotide messenger RNA. RefSeq names its product peptide Y. The transcript is spliced from 4 exons. Gene Ontology annotation, biological process: feeding behavior; neuropeptide signaling pathway. Gene Ontology annotation, cellular component: extracellular region. The coding region runs from base 142 to 435 and encodes 97 amino acids. NCBI's taxonomy places the organism in Eukaryota, Metazoa, Chordata, Actinopteri, Mugiliformes, Mugilidae. The record is from RefSeq and is a predicted model, not a curated record. Gene Ontology annotation, molecular function: neuropeptide hormone activity; neuropeptide Y receptor binding.